UUAUGUCUUCUAGUCAUGUAAUCGCAACGUACGUUUAUCAAAUUCAACAAUGAUUUAAUCGAUGAAGUUGCAACUCUCUUGAAGAUUUGAAAACAAUAACGAUUCAACCUCCUCCGUCUUAUCUCCAAUCUUCAAGUUCAAGUUCUCAACCCAAACUAAAAGCUUUCACCAUAUGAAACCCAUAAGAAUAUGGAUAAAACCUUUCACAUCAUCUUGUAGGCAAUUGACCAAAAUCAAACCCAAUGGCAAUGCCGCCGUUGGUACUCCACCUCUUGGAUCCAAAACCACCCCAUUUUCCGGCGGUCAAUUGGCUGCCCGCCAACUGUUCGACAAAAUGCCUCACUUAAACGUGGUUUCAGCAACCGCCGCAAUUGGGCACUGCGCAAGGCAGCACCAACACGAAGAGGCAUUAUAUCUAUUCUCUGCAAUAUUAGUGUUAAAUUUAAAGCCCAACGAGUUCACUUUUGGAACUGUGAUUCAUUCUGCAAAGGCACUUGGAGACAUUCAAAGUGGUAAGCAACUUCAUGUUUGUGCCAUAAAAACUGGCUUUCAUUCUGAUGUGUUUGUUGGUAGUGCGCUUUUGGAUUUGUAUUUUAAGUUGGGUUUCAUUGAGGAAGCUGAAAGAGCUUUUGAUGAUAUCAAGAUGCCAAAUGUGGUUUCUUACACUAGUUUAAUAUCUGGGUAUCUGAAAAUUGAGAGGAUUCAUGAUGCUCUUCGGGUGUUUGAUGAAAUGCCCGAGAGAAACGUUGUGUCAUGGAAUUCGAUGAUUAGUGGGUUUAGUCAGAAGGGGCACAAUGAGGAUGCUGUGCAUUUGUUCGUUGAUAUGCUUAGAGAAGGGAUUUUGCCCACUCAAUCUACUUUUACUUGUGCUAUAUGUGCUGCUGCUAAUAUUGCUUCUAUUGGGAUAGGGAGGAGUUUUCAUGCUUGUGCUGUCAAGUUCUUCGGCAAGCUGGACGUGUUUGUUAGUAAUUCGCUUAUUAGUUUUUAUGCAAAAUGUGGAAGUAUGGAAGAUAGUUUGUUGGUUUUCAAUAAAUUACGUAAUGAAAGAAACGUAGUUUCAUGGAAUGCUGUCCUUGGUGGGUUUGCUCAAAAUGGUAGGGGAAAGGAAGCCAUAGAUUUCUAUCAAAGGAUGAUUCUUGCAGGCUGCAAACCGAAUGAUGUGACGUUUCUUAGCUUGUUAUGGGCUUGUAAUCAUGCUGGCUUGGUUGAUGAAGGUUAUUCGUACUUCAAUCAAGCUAGACUCAUUAACCCCAACCUGCUAAAAGCCGAGCAUUAUGCUUGUAUGGUUGAUUUGCUUUCACGUUCGGGUCAGUUUAAACGAGCAGAGGAAUUUAUACAUGACCUACCAUUCAAUCCAGGGAUCGGGUUUUGGAAAGCGUUGCUUGGGGGAUGCCAAAUUCACUCAAAUGUGGAACUUGGGGAGCUUGCAGCUCAAAGAAUCCUUGCCUUGGAUCCAGGUGAUUUCUCGUCAUAUGUAAUGAUGUCGAAUGCGCAUUCUGCAGCUGGAAAGUGGCAAAAUGUGUCGCUAGCAAGAAGGGAAAUGAAGGAGAAGGGGUUGAAAAGAAUUCCAGGUUGUAGUUGGAUUGAAAUUAGAAGCAAAAUUCAUGUAUUUGUUAACGGUGAUAAGAAUCACCACCAAAAGGAUGAAAUUUAUUCUACCUUGAAACUUUUGUUGAGCAGUUGAAAGAGAGGGAAGAUUUCAACUUUCUUUCAAAUUCAUAAAUCAAAUUCUAUUGUCGAUUAAGUUAAGUUUGGAAGUUUUAAACCACGAGCCUUUUGGUCCUCAAUCUACGUUGAUGUCACUUAAGUGAGUUCUUGUUGAUGA
Molecule: messenger RNA, 1825 nt
Organism: Cucumis melo (muskmelon)
Lineage: Eukaryota; Viridiplantae; Streptophyta; Magnoliopsida; Cucurbitales; Cucurbitaceae
Product: pentatricopeptide repeat-containing protein At5g42450, mitochondrial
Exons: 1
Coding region: 173-1684 (503 amino acids)
Biological process (GO): RNA modification
Molecular function (GO): protein binding; RNA binding
Source: RefSeq, a predicted model, not a curated record